GGGGCUCCAGCGGCAGCGGCGCAAGAUGGCGGCCACCACGGGUGCGGGAGUAAAAGUUCCUCGUAAUUUUCGUCUGUUGGAAGAACUUGAAGAGGGUCAGAAAGGAGUAGGUGAUGGAACAGUUAGCUGGGGCCUUGAAGAUGAUGAGGAUAUGACACUUACAAGAUGGACAGGAAUGAUUAUUGGGCCUCCAAGAACAAUUUAUGAAAACAGAAUAUACAGCCUUAAAAUAGAAUGUGGGCCUAAGUAUCCAGAAGCACCUCCAUUUGUAAGAUUUGUAACAAAAAUUAAUAUGAAUGGAGUAAAUAGUUCUAAUGGAGUGGUGGACCCCAGAGCCAUAUCAGUCCUAGCAAAAUGGCAGAAUUCUUAUAGUAUCAAAGUUGUUCUGCAAGAGCUUCGGCGUCUAAUGAUGUCUAAAGAAAAUAUGAAACUUCCUCAGCCACCUGAAGGACAAUGUUACAGCAAUUAAUUAAAAACAAACAAACAAACA
Messenger RNA from Dryobates pubescens (Downy woodpecker), 490 nucleotides. RefSeq names its product ubiquitin conjugating enzyme E2 V1 (gene UBE2V1). Bases 26 to 469 code for a protein of 147 amino acids. The record is from RefSeq and is a predicted model, not a curated record. The transcript is spliced from 4 exons. Gene Ontology annotation, biological process: DNA damage tolerance; protein K63-linked ubiquitination. Gene Ontology annotation, cellular component: nucleus. Lineage: Eukaryota; Metazoa; Chordata; Aves; Piciformes; Picidae.